Messenger RNA from Pyrenophora tritici-repentis Pt-1C-BFP, 1656 nucleotides. The record is from RefSeq and is a predicted model, not a curated record. NCBI's taxonomy places the organism in Eukaryota, Fungi, Ascomycota, Dothideomycetes, Pleosporales, Pleosporaceae.
AUGCCUGCGCAGACGGAAAAAAGCGCGCUCAAGCGAGGUCGUUAUUCGCAAGGUGAGCAGAACGAGCCAAAGAGAAACCGACAGUCGCGCCUGUCGCCUCCACCGCCAAACAGCCGUCUGAAGCAGGGCCCACUGCCGUCGCCCGUGACCAACAAGGAAUCAACUGGAGAUGCUUCGGACAAAUACAAGGAAGCCACGGUGAGCCCUCCUCCUGGCCCUCGGCCCAGCCAGGCACAGGCACAUGUACGCGGCGGCCUCUCGUCGCCACCGUCGGACACGCAGCCCUUUUCGCAGUUUGUCUACCCGAGUGAGAAGCGCACAUACGCGGUCGAGGAUGAGGAAGGCGAGGAAGUCUGGGGCUACCUGGUGCCCAUGGACGCGAGCGCGGGCGACGUCAUGGUCCUGCGCCGUCGCCAGGCCUGCCCCGUCCCCCAGGCAUUGGUCGGCAAGACGGACGGCAAGCAGAGUGUGACCAAGGGCGAGUACAAGGGCCAGGAAGAAAAGUACGAGCAGGAGAAGCAGGAGCGCGGUGUUCCCGCUGGCGGCUACCUCAUCGGACGCCAUCGAGAGUGCGAUCGUGUCCUAGAUUCGCCUACCGUCUCGAACCGGCAUUGUCUGCUGUUCACGGAGAAGAAGGGCGGCGAUGCUAUUGCGGUGCUCGAGGACCUCUCCGGCAACGGUACCUUUGUCAACGAGUCCCUAGUCGGACGAAACAAGCGUCGGGAAUUGCACGAAGGCGACGAAAUCGCCAUUCUCGACCAAGCCCGCUACGUCUUCCGCUACCCACUGCGCCGCAACACACACGGCUUCCGACAGCUGUACACAUUGCAAGAACAGCUGGGCAAGGGCCAUUUUGCCUCGGUGUACCUAUGCGCUGAAAAGGCAACAGGCAUACGCUACGCAGUGAAGAAGUUUGAGAAGCGCUCGGGUCCCGGCGAGAAGUCAAAGGUCGACGGCCUGCAGCAGGAGAUUGCUGUGCUCAUGAGUGUCAGCCACCCUGCCCUUCUCUGCCUCAAGGACACGUACGACGAAGACGACGGCGUCUACCUAGUGCUCGAGCUAGCCACAGAGGGCGAGCUGUUCAACUGGAUCGUCAUGAAGCAAAAGUUGACCGAGGACGAGACGCGCAAGGUCUUUGUGCAACUGUUCCAAGCAGUGAAAUAUCUUCACGAACGAAGCAUCGUUCAUCGUGAUAUCAAACCCGAAAACAUCCUGCUCACCGACAAGAACCUCUCUAUCAAGCUGGCCGACUUUGGGCUUGCCAAAAUCAUCGGCGAAGAGUCGUUCACGACAACGCUGUGCGGCACCCCAUCAUAUGUUGCACCCGAGAUAUUGGAAAAUUCAAAUCACCGCCGCUACACGCGUGCUGUCGACGUGUGGUCACUUGGCGUUGUGUCUCGCGUCAUCAAGGGCGCCGAAGGCCAAGAUGCUGUCAAGGUGUACGAGAAGAAUGGAAUCGAAAAUGGCACGAGGAUGAAGGGAAAAAAUACUCGGCCCCCCGCCGAGGAACAGCCUGCCGCACAGAGGCGUCCAGAAGAAUUCGUCGAAAUGGGCGGCAAGGGCGACCAGACACUCUAUUCUGAAGAGGAUGACGGGUCUCGCUAUGCAACAGACCAGAGUCUUGCAUCCGCGCAGAGCAAGAGGGGCAUGACAUGA